Molecule: messenger RNA, 1504 nt
Organism: Chaetomium fimeti
Lineage: Eukaryota; Fungi; Ascomycota; Sordariomycetes; Sordariales; Chaetomiaceae
Exons: 4
Coding region: 262-1281 (339 amino acids)
Cellular component (GO): membrane
Source: RefSeq, a predicted model, not a curated record
GCUGCGGCGCGGCUGGUUGAUCGACCCACAUGUAUUGAUCGCGAAAUACGGCUGGACUCGAGGCUCGGGGAGACUGGUUAUAAGUCAUGGACGUGUGCUCGAAGAUGGAGUUCUCGAGAGAGAUGGUAGACUCGCGCCUCUGUUCCGGUGUACUCAACAAUAUCGCAAACUCUAGGUUGCCCGACUGACACGCCACAACCACUACCACGAGACAAGAACCCAUAGUUAUCCAAGGACUUGGUCCACUCAACAACUUCCAAGAUGGAGACGGGAGAAUAUGUCGAGGGUAGCGUAUACUUCUACGCCCCUAACAAAGGCGCCCCGGUGUUCUUCGCCGUCGCCUUUGCGGCCUCCGGGGCCUUACACACUUGGAAGUGCAUACAAUACAAGAGCUGGCGUCUGACCGGCCUCUAUGUCUUUUGCGCCCUGCUUUUCACCGUUGGCUUCGUCAUCCGCGAGAUAGGCGCCUUCGACUACGAUGACUUGAUCAAGUUCAUCGCCAGCACCUGUCUGAUCUACGCAGCACCCCCCCUCCUCGAGCUAGCCAACUACAACGUGCUCGGCCGGAUCCUCUACUACGCCCCCUACCACUCGCCCAUCCACCCGGGGCGGGUCAUCUCGACCUUCGCCUUCGUCUCCAUCGUGAUCGAGAUCCUCAACGGCAACGGCGUGGCCUACAGCGUCAACCAGUCCCUCACCCCCUCCCAGCAAGACAUGGGCCGCUCGCUCCUCAAAGCCGCCCUGGCGAUGCAGCUCGGCGUGCUGGCCCUCUUCCUCCUGCUCGCGGGCACCUUCCACUACCGAUGCAUCCGUGCGGGGCUGCGCAACCCCAACCUGCUCAACGCGCUGUACACGCUCUACGCCUCCACGGCGCUCCUGCUAGUCCGCACCAUCUUCCGCGUGGCCGAGUACUGGACCAUCUCGGAGCACGACUUCUGGCGCGACGACAUCGACCCCAGCACGCUCAGCCCGGCGAUCCGCUACGAGUGGUUCUUCUGGGUCUUUGAGGCCACGCUCAUGCUGCUGAACCAUGUGCUCAUGAAUGUGCGCCACCCGCGUAAGUAUCUGCCGCAGAGUACGAAGACGUACCUGGCGCUGGACGGGGUGACGGAGGUGACGGGGCCGGGGUAUAAGGAUGGGCGGUCGUUUUUGGUUACUAUCAUUGAUCCGUUUAAUCUGUGGGGGUUGGUGAAGGGGAAGGAUAAGGAGACGCGGUUUUGGGAGGCGGGGGAGGGGAAGCCGCCCGCGACGAGGGAUGUUGAGGCGCAGGCGCAGGCGUGAGGUUGGGUUUGUUUGGAUGGGAUGGGGGAGAGGAAGGGGAGGUGGUUCUCUGUUUGUUUUGUUUUGUUUUGUUUUGUGUGGCUGGAUUCAAUCUUGGGAGUUUGGGGUAGGGCUUUUUGCGGGAUACCCCCGGAUACAUACGUGGUAGAGUUGGGGUUUAAUCAAUACCUUCUUGAAGUUGGGGAAGUAUGCAUCUUCGUUGCUUCGAGAACCCAGGAGAAGA